AUGAAAAAUGUAAUUUAUAUUUUGAUUAGCAUAGGCAUAUUUGCCUCAGACGCAGUUGUAGCAAUCGCAUUACUAAGAAGAAGGCAAUGGCAAGGUGUGUCUUCACAUCUGUCUAACAACCAGCUGCUGUUUAUAUACCCUCACGGGAAUGACACAUCCUGCGGUGUCAACCGACGAUGGAAGGAUUCAUGCCUCCAGGCAUUGAAUCCCGAAACGGCAGAGCUACACCCUGAGGAACUCAGCAAUGUAGAGCCUACUAUUAGCGACGAAAGAAUCGCAGAAUUGAAACGCCUAGGUGUCGUAGAAGGUGAUAGUAAAAGUUGGCGUAACUGGCAUAUAGUUACAAAAGGUCAAUGGCCAGAUAUAGGACAAAAUGUGACGCCACGAUCAGAAGUUAACCCGGUUAUUACCGAACCAUAUGCAUUACGUAAACCUCUAGAGUAUUGGGGAUUUAUGCGUGGUGUGGAAACUAACAUCGCAUCUUACCCAAUAGUAUGGGAGUACUUCAGCAAAACGUUUGGGAAGGUUGAUGUUGCUGAAUACGGUGGUAGUAAUCCACUCUAUAACCCGGCUCUAUUCCAACCCAAGUGGCACAUUUCAGAAGAUCGUGGUGGUUUAGGAUACAAUGAUUGUCGUCUCUUUGGCGGUUGGAUUGGUCUCGACCUAGAUUCACCAACGAAAUUAAAAACAGCAAGUGAACUUAUAUCAAUACCCGAUACCGGAAGGUUGUACCAGAAAUUUUAUAUGGGACCAUAUCCCAUCACCAUGGGAUGGACAAUAGGAUCAUUGCUAAAAGUACUAUCUCUGGCGAGGAGCCCAGGCCACGGUGUAGUAGCGGUCAAGAUACACAAUAUGCGUGAGGAUACAACAAUCGAAGGCGUCGUUGACGACUUGCUGAAUAUCGCAUUAAAUCUAAACGAGGUAGCCUUGGAGACUCUGAAACCAGGUGAAGAGGCACGGUUGCGUACUGUAAUUCAAGGUCCAGCCACUGUAUGUGCUGGAAGCCUCGAGUGGCCUUCCUUCGUACGAGUGGCUUCUCCGGACACCUACAUCACACGUAUCGAAGAGGGUGCUUAUCUAGAUAUAGAACUUAAGAUUGAAUGGGGGCGAGGUGUCUGGUUAGCUGAUGAUAAAGGUCUUUUUCGUCAUGAGGAAGCUGCUGAUUCUGCAAUUAUGAAACGGCGUCAUAUAAAAGAGGUAGAUGAGGAAGGUUUCUAUCCCAUGACUACGUUCUUCGGGGGAUGCCGUAUGGUCAGGUUGACUGUACACAAACUACUAGGGCAACGCUGGGAUACAAUAUCGAGCACAUGUCCUGACCCCCGUGAACAGCUCGUAGUAGAGAUAUGGACCGAUCGAUCUACCACACCCAAGGCGGCAUUGGAAUUUGGAUUAUUAGAGAGCCUUGCAUGGAUUCGCGAACUUAAACGGCAGCUUUCCCAGGACGUGGAUUUCGACGGAGAAGAUGAACAGUUACGUGACACCUGGGAGAAAAUAGACAAAUAUAAAUCAUUGGAACAUCGUCAACGUAUGAUGGGAGGUCCCCCAGUCUAUAAUCUCCACGAGUUGGACGCUAUACCUGGUCUAAAGGAAUCAGAUUGUCAAUAUGUUGGAUCCGUUGACGACGUUAAAUUGGUGCCACAGGCGCCUUAUUCGCUGCCAAAAAUCCCGCCACCUCGACCUGAGCAAGACUCCUUGGAAUGGCUGGCACGUGACUUGCAAACGGAAGAGUAUACUGAUAAUUCGGCGAUAAAUGCCAAAAACUUUGAAAAAUUCAUACCAAAGGAUGAAGAUGAUACAGCUAACGUCGAUAUAUGUGUUCUUCCUGUGUCACGUGACGUAGUGGAAUCACUGCGGCUAUGUGGUUUCAACACUGUAGCCGAUAUCGUGCGUCUGCCUGUAGAUAAGCUCGAAAGCUAUCCUGGAGUCACUCCGUCUGAUGCGAAAAAGAUUAUAGAGUUCAUAGAGGUGAACCUGAAGAUAAAAUUUGCAGACUUUCAGGACUAA
Messenger RNA from Babesia sp. Xinjiang, 2004 nucleotides. It is a transcript of the gene rpoA, whose product is annotated as DNA-directed RNA polymerase subunit alpha. The transcript has 4 exons. Lineage: Eukaryota; Apicomplexa; Aconoidasida; Piroplasmida; Babesiidae. The record is from RefSeq and is a predicted model, not a curated record. Bases 1 to 2004 code for a protein of 667 amino acids. Gene Ontology annotation, biological process: DNA-templated transcription. Gene Ontology annotation, molecular function: DNA-directed RNA polymerase activity; protein dimerization activity.